This is a messenger RNA of Zeugodacus cucurbitae (melon fly), 1761 nucleotides long. RefSeq names its product histone acetyltransferase Tip60 (gene Tip60). Gene Ontology annotation, molecular function: histone acetyltransferase activity. The transcript is spliced from 6 exons. The coding region runs from base 102 to 1613 and encodes 503 amino acids. NCBI's taxonomy places the organism in Eukaryota, Metazoa, Arthropoda, Insecta, Diptera, Tephritidae. Gene Ontology annotation, biological process: regulation of DNA-templated transcription. The record is from RefSeq and is a predicted model, not a curated record.
AAUUAUCAACUAAAAAAUAAGAAGCAUUGUGAAAACUAGAAAAUUUGUAAACAAUUUAACACAAAAUUAAUGCAAAUAUUAGAAUCGUGCGUUUUUAAAGUAUGAAAAUAACACAAAAAAUAGAAUUCGAUGAAGAUGUAUCAUCGAUUUGUGAGUCUACGGCCGCACUUACGGAAGGCUGCCGCUUACCCGUGCGUAUGCACAAGACUGAUGAUUGGCCACUCGCAGAAGUUGUAAGCAUUAAGGAUCAUGAUGGCAAACGACAGUUCUACGUCCACUACGUUGAUUUUAAUAAACGUCUUGAUGAAUGGGUUACCGAGGAGGAUGUGGACACACGUAAAGUACAAUUUCCAAGACGUGAUGGCACGCAGACAGGCGCCAGCACAGGCGUAACCACACCAAAGAAACAUCACUCGUCACUGCCGGGUAGCGUUUCUAGGCCUACUUCGCCACAACCAGCUGCUAGCAAUGAAAUGGUUAAUGGUAACGCUGUGCUGGCCGCUGCCUUACAGAAAAAAAUAAACCGUAAAAGAAAGCUCAAUUCUGUACCUGCGCCACCGGCAGUUGUAGUGCCGGAGACACCACCACCCGUAAUAGCACCCACGCCAGUAGUAGUACCGCCUGCAGUAGCACCGGUACCCACAACACCGGCACCGGUAACAGUGGUUGAAGAAGCCUCACAAGAUGGCAAAACCGCCACACCACGCCAAUCUGGCAGUAUGGUCAUACAUCAGGAUGACGUAGUGACGCGUAUGAAAAAUGUUGAAAUGAUUGAAUUGGGUAAACAUCGCAUCAAACCCUGGUAUUUCUCACCGUACCCGCAGGAAUUAUGUCAAAUGCCUUGUAUCUACAUCUGUGAGUUCUGCCUGAAAUACCGCAAAAGUCGUAAAUGUCUGGAGCGUCAUUUAGUAAAAUGUAAUCUACGACAUCCGCCCGGCAAUGAAAUAUAUCGGAAAACAACGAUUUCCUUUUUCGAAAUUGACGGUCGCAAAAACAAGGUGUAUGCGCAGAAUUUAUGUCUACUGGCCAAACUGUUUCUCGAUCAUAAAACACUUUACUAUGACACGGAUCCGUUUCUCUUUUAUGUCAUGACUGAAUUCGAUUCGCGCGGUUUUCAUAUAGUCGGUUAUUUCUCAAAGGAAAAGGAAAGCACGGAAGAUUAUAAUGUCGCUUGUAUAUUGACUAUGCCGCCAUAUCAACGCAAGGGUUACGGCAAGUUGCUGAUUGAAUUUAGCUACGAACUGUCAAAAUUCGAGGGAAAAACUGGUUCGCCCGAGAAACCCUUGUCAGAUUUGGGUCUACUCUCGUAUCGUUCGUAUUGGGCACAAACGAUUUUGGAGAUUUUCAUUAGCCAAAAGCCAAACAGUGAUGGCGAGAAGCCAACCAUUACAAUCAACGAUAUCUGUGAAUGCACUUCCAUCAAAAAAGAGGAUGUCAUAUCGACAUUACAAAAUCUAAAUCUUAUCAACUAUUACAAGGGACAGUAUAUAGUGUGUAUCAGUCGCGACAUCAUUGAUCAACACAAGAAGGCCAUGGAUAAACGAAAAAUACGCAUUGACUCGAAAUGUCUACAUUGGACGCCUAAAGAUUGGUCUAAGCGCUCCAAGUGGUAAAUCUUAAGUAUAUUACAUUUCAAAUUACAAUUUCUUUAGUUAGUACAACUUAUAUAAAUAAUUUAAAAAAAAAAAAACAAACUGUAUACAACCAUAUGCGCUUUAGUUGCCCUAACACCAAAUUAUAUGAUGAUUUUCCCCGCCUUUA